Messenger RNA from Pygocentrus nattereri (red-bellied piranha), 6279 nucleotides. Its product is annotated as interphotoreceptor matrix proteoglycan 1. The record is from RefSeq and is a predicted model, not a curated record. NCBI's taxonomy places the organism in Eukaryota, Metazoa, Chordata, Actinopteri, Characiformes, Serrasalmidae. Gene Ontology annotation, biological process: visual perception. Bases 303 to 5498 code for a protein of 1731 amino acids. The transcript is spliced from 22 exons.
UUAACUUCGCCGCUGAGGCUUGUGGCUGUUCGAGAACGGCCACGCAUACACACCCCCCUGCCUCAGGUGGGCUUUUUUGAUCGCUUCCUCUCUCGCUGUACCUGUCACAUCCUGAAAUUCCUACCUUCUACCACCUACUGCUUUGAGGCAUUGAGACCAAUGUGAUUGAGUUUCACAGUUUCGCCUGCAGACGUCCAGUCUCUGUCUUGCUCCAAUGGCCGGCUUCGAUCCCUUGAGAUCUACUUGAGGUAGACAAGACUUUACAACCUGCUUUUCCUAUCCGAGCAACAGCUCAAGGCACCAUGCCUUUGAAAUGUGGACUUCUUCUUGGCCUAUUCCUCUUUGCUGUACCAGUAAUAGCUACCAAAGAAGGAAACAGACAGAGCCAAGCAGCAGAGGCUGUCAGCUCUCUGCACCUGGUUGAACUGCUGAGCUCAUCCAAGCAGGCAUCCAGGAUCAGGUCCAUAUUUGAACUGGAGAGGCAUCGCACCAAGAGGUCAGCCUUUUUCCACUCAGGGGUUAAAGUGUGCCCCCAGGAGACCCUCAGGGAAGUUAUAGCCAGUCAUCAGGCCUACUACAAACUGAGAGUAUGCCAGGAGGCGGUAUGGGAGGCAUUCCGGAUCUUUUUCGACAGAAUUCCCGGCACCAGUGAAUAUCAGAAAUGGGUCCAUACGUGUCAGCACGACUCACUCUGCAUCUCGGACUUGGCCCAGAACUUCAGCAGCUCUGAAGAGCACAUGGACAUGGUGUACAGGAGAAUGAAUCUGCCAAGAGACAGGUUUCUGGAAAGAGAAGAUACAACGACAAAGACGGUAACAGAAUCUGCGCCAGAAGUAACGGAUGGACUUCCAGAAAGAGAAGAUACAACAACAAAGACGGUGACACAGUCUGUGCCAGAAGUACUAGACAGAUUUCCAGACAGAGAAGACACAGCAAAGUCAGCAACAGAGCCUGUGCCAGUUGUGAGAGACAGACUUCCAGAAAGAGAAGACAUAACGGCUAAGUCAGUAACAGAAUCAGGGCCAGAAGUAACAGAUGGACCUCCAGAAAGAGAAGACACCACUGUUAAGUCGGUAACAGAGCCUGUGCCAAUAGUAACAGAAGAACCAGAGGAGGUCCCAGUCCAGCCUGAGUUCCCAAUAGAUUCAUCUGAGCCCAGUACUACCCCUCCCAGCAUCCCAACAGAGCCAGUGGAAACCUCAGAAGACUUUGAAGAGGAAACUACUGACGUCCCAGAGGAGGAGUUGGAGAUGCCCAACGUGGUGCCUGAGGAGCUGGUGGUGCAGGUAGUGGAGUUCAGUAUAAGCCUGGUGGACCCUGGGUACAGGGAACUGCUUGGUGAUGCAGAUUCACCUCAGUACCACGACCUCUCACGCCACCUACAAGACCAGAUGCAACAUGUUUUUGAUGACUUGCCGGGGUUUAAAGACAUCCAAGUGCUGGGAAUCAGCGAGACGGAAGGGAAUGAUGGAUCUGGAGGAAUAUCAGUGCACUAUGCAGUUAUCUUCGAGAUUAUUGCACCUGACAUUGGAGAGGACAGCCUGGAGGACACCAUAAGUGCAGCAGGUGGACCUAGCCUGAGGGAGACUAUGAAAAAAGCACUUGCUGAGGAGGCCUCUCUGCCAAUCGACCUUGAUACGCUGUCCUUUGAUCCAGGCAAAACUUUGACAUCAACUUCAACACCAGCCUCUGAAGUCUUAGAGGACGUUGCAACUGAGAUCCCUGAGACAGAAACUUACGAUGACCUAGGCAUAUCAACAGAAAAGCCAGAGAUUGUGGAAACUCCUCUUUCUCCAAUCAAAGAUGUUAUUGACCUAGAUACACUGUUAAAUCCAACGGCUACUACAGAAACAAGUGUCUUUCAAACUACACUGCCAACAAGUGAACCUGAAGAGGGGAUGUUUAUCACCCACAUGAUUGAAACAAUAACAGGAGAAAAUGGUGAGCUCAUAAGAGACCUUUUCCCCACACCACCACCACAUGUACUCAGUGAGCCACCAAGUGAGGAUGCUAGCGAAGAGGGGACAGAUGCCCCAGACAAUGAUCAGACUCCAAACCUCAUUUCAGAGGAUGACUUACCAUUACCACCAAUCGAUGAACAUCUUGAUAAGCCAUUCCCAGACAGAGACUUGAGUCCUAACAUGAUACCAGAGGAUGACAUCAUUUCAACCUCAGUCACCACAAUGCAGAUUUUGCUCACCACAGCAACAGUACCACCUACCUCUGAGGACACUGACUUACCAGUUACAACAGAUUGGGCCAUGACCUUACAGCCUCCUACUGAGCCUUUAGAGUCACUGACUAAGGAGGAAGAAGAAUCAAACACACUUCCAAUUGAGGAAGAGACACAUAUGCCCGAGCCAGACAGAGAAGAUGAGGUAAUAGAAGAUCCUAGUUCAGAUAUAACUAAGUCUGUGAAAGGGCCUGAAGAGUUUCAGGAACCUGGUGAGACAGCAGAACCCACAGAAAAUGAAGACCUUUCUGCAGGUGAAAUCUCUGAAGGAGAGCAUGAAGCUGGUCCAUCAGAACCUGAGGGACAAGAUGAGGCAGCAGACACAGAAGAGGCUGUGGUAACAAAGCUUGAAGAAGAGACUGAAUUAAUAGAACCUGAAAAGACUGAGGAAGAGGUUAAAGUAACAGAACCUGAAGAAAAUGUUAAGGUAAUAGAACCCAAAGAAGACACUGAGAUAACAGAACCUGAAGAAAAUUUUAAGGUAAUAGAACCCAAAGAAGACACUGAGAUAACAGAACCUGAAGACAACGCUGAGAAAACACAACCCAAAAAAGAGGUUGAGGUAAAAGAACCCAAAGAAGUAGAUGUUACAGAAGCCAAAGAAGAAGUUGAGGUAACACUACCAAAAAAAGAGGCUGAGGUAACGGAACCCAAAAAAGAAGGUGAGGCAGUAGAACACAAGAAAGAGGUUGAGGUAACAGAAGCCAAAAAAGAGGUUCAGGUAACACUACCCAAAACAGACGUUGAGGUAACAGAACCCAAAAAAGAGGCUGAAGCAACAGAACCUGAAGAGGAGAUUGAGAAGAAAGGUGAAGUAACUGAGUCUGAAGUUGAUGAUGUGAGAACAGAACAUGGAGAAAAGACUGACAUAUCAGAAUCUACAGUAAAGGUUGAAGAGACAGAACCAUCAAAAGACACUGAUGUAACAGAACAUGAGGGAGACAUUGGGGUAACAGAACCUGGGGAAGAGACUGAGAUAGUAGAACCUGAAGAUGAAGUUAAAGUAGUAGAACAUGAAGGGGAGGGUGAGGUUGAUGUUGAAAGAACAGAAAUAGAAGAGAUUGGGGUAGCAGGACCAGAAGAAAUAGCAGAAGUAACAGAACGUGAGGAAGACACUGAAUCAGUGAAACAUGAGAUAAAACCUGAGGUUGAAGAAACUGUCAAAGAUCAUGAGGUAGGACACCCUGAGAAAAAAGGUGAAGCAGCAGAACCAGGUGUAAAGGUUGAGGCAACAUCACCGGAAGAAGGGGCUGAUUUAUCAAAACCUUGGGAAGAAAAGGAAGCAGCAAAAUCCAAAGAAGAGGUUGAAACACCAGAACAAAAGGAAGAAUCUGAGGAUAAGGUAGCAAGUGAGGUUCCUGUACCUGACGAAGAUCCAACUGAGCUUUCUGCCAACACACCAAAGCUUGAGGACCAGGUUAAGGUAACAGAACCUGAAGAAGAGGUAGCAAGUGAAGCUCUUGUACCUGAGGAAGAACCAACUGAGCUUCCUGCCAACAUACCAAAGCUUGAGGACCAGGUUAAGGUACCAGAAUCUGAGGAAGAGGUAGCAAGUGAAGCUCCUGUACCUGAGGAAGAAACAGCUGAGCUUCCUAUCAACAUACCAAAGCUUGAGGAUCAGGUUAAGGUACCAGAAUCUGAGGAUGAGGUAGCAAGUGAAACUCCUGUACCUGAGAGAGAACCAACUGAGCCUCCUACUGAUAUGAUUAAGAUUAUUCCACCAGAUAUUUCCAGAGACACUGAGCCUGGUGGGGGCAUUGAUUAUUAUGAUAAUCAUUACCCCGAUGAGCCUGCAAAUCUGCCCUUUAUUCCCACAGAGGAUAAAGAGGAUGUAAGCCAGCCUGAGCAUGUGGAUCAUCCCAAAGAUGAACAUUCUGAAGUCCCAGUUGUCAAGGAAGAUGCAGAAGCACCUUCUGAAGUAACAGAGGUCAUAACAGCAGAGCCAUAUGAGGAUACCACAGCUGGUGUUCAGCCUGGUGAAACAACUAUAACAGAAGCACAACCUGAUGAAAACACUGAGACAGCUCUACAAGAAGAUGAAGUGCCAUCACCUGCUGAGGAUUCUGAAAUGAUCAAGAGAGAUGAGAACACCAGUGAAACACCAGUCAUUCUUAAAAUGCCAGAAGAAGUCACUGAAUCAGUCCCAGAACAGCCCCCUGCAACAGAGGCUCCUCCAACAAUUACAUCAGCACCUGCUCUGGAGGAAGAGGAAUUGCCUACAACCAUAUCUGUAGAUGUGGAGGACGUUGAACCUGUGGAGACUGGAGAAAUGGAUGGAACAGAGGUGGCUUCACCGAAGGAUGACUUAGACACUGUAGUGCAAGAUCUAGCUGGAGAGCUGGAUCAGAUGGAUGUGGUGAGCACAGAGACCAUCGAUCUGCUGAGUUAUGGAACUGGGUAUACUUUCCCCAAUGAAGAACAUCCAUUCGAGAGCACAGUUGCUCCGCCACUGAAGUAUUUGACGACGCCUUCGAUGACCACAGCUAGCAAAGGCAAAGAGCUAGUGGUGUUCUUCAGUUUGCGGGUCACAAACAUGAUGUUCUCUGAUGACCUCUUUAACAAGAGCUCUCCUGAAUACAGGUCUUUGGAAAACAGAUUCAUUGAACUGCUGCUGCCAUACCUGCAGUCUAACCUAACAGGCUUCAAGCAGCUGGAGAUUCUCAACUUCAGGAACGGGAGCGUGGUGGUCAACAGCAAAAUGAAAUUUGCCAAGUCUGUGCCAUACAACAUCACCCAAGCCGUCCACUGUGUUCUGGAGGACUUCUGUAAUGCAGUUGCCCAGCGCCUUGACAUGGAGAUCGACAGCCGUACGCUAGAUGUUGAGCCAGGUGAUCAAGCUGACCCUUGCAAGUUUCUGGCCUGCAAUGAGUUCUCGCGCUGCGUGGUGAACCGCUGGACGAAGGAGGCCGAGUGUCUGUGCGAACCAGGAUAUGUCACGGUGGAUGGACUGCCCUGCCAGAGCCUCUGCAUCGCCCAGCCUGAUUUCUGUCUCAAUGGCGGAGAGUGUGAAAUUGUACCUGGGCAUGGCGCGGCUUGCAGAUGUCCCAUAGGUAAAUUCUGGCACUUUAACGGGGAGAGAUGUGCCGAGUUGGUCUCCAUGCCUCUAGACCCUUUUCUUUUCCUAGCCUGCCUCGUGGGGGCCCUCACCUUUGUUUUUGCCAUCAUUGCACUCUUGAUAUCUAUGUUCAGGAAAUGUGUACGGACCAGAAAGACACUGGCUUUAGUAAACCGCGACUCCACCACACUGCCAGGUCUGACAAGUUAAUCAUAUAGACAGCAGAUCUCGACAGUGUUAUAGCUCUCAAUGAGAACCAAGACCGCCGAAUGAGUACAAGACUUGAUAUGUUUGUCGAAGACCAAAGAGUGUUAGGAAUGUGAACGCUGAUAAUGAAAUGUUUCAUUCUGAGCCCUGGAGAAAGCUGCCGAUUCAGACUGCUGCAUAUGCAUCUCCUUUGACAUUCACCAAGCAUGACGCCGGCGCCGUUUAUGUUUAGGGAGUGUGGGAGGGCAUUAUUCACAUUUUCAAGCAACUACACAAAGUCAUGAGGUACUUAUCAGCGAAAAAGGUGCAGAAGUCAAAGGGGAUGACAUCAAUUUGGUCAAGGUGGGGACAUUAAGGGACUGCUCACAGAUGGUAAAAGAGGGCUUUCAGCUAUUGUUUUCCUCACAAUGAGGCCAUCACUGUUCUGUCCGUCCUGGGAAGAGCCCCAUAAUUAUGUCUUCAAAAGUUGUUAACUUGCUUUCAAUGUUCUCGAACAAAAAUGUGUUUUUUUGUGGCGUGCUUUGGUUUUCUAACUGUCUUAAAAAUAGUACCUUAGUGUGGCAUCAGUGGAGCCAAAAUUCGUAUUGCGAAAGAAUCAAACGUCUUUUCUGAGUCAUUUACAUUUGUUCGAUAGCGAUCUCCGUUAAUUAUUCUUAGCUGCAGUUAAGGAUUGUGCGAAUGCUCUAGGCUCUUUGGUUUACAUUGUUAGAGUUAAUGGCUUUUUGCUGUUAAUUGUUCUUUCGGCGUUGGAAUACAGUCAUUGUUAUGUUUCAAAGCCUCAUUG